AUGGUAGUUUCUUCGCUUCUCCGCCUCCUUUUCAUUUUCGUCUUCUUCAUAAUAUUUGUCGAUGGCCAAUGCCUCGAUGAUCAAAAAAAGUUGUUACUUGAUCUCAAGAGCGAAUUCAAACAUAAUUCUUCCAGACCACCUAGUUUUGUAGAUUGGAAUAAGAUGGGUGAUUGCUGCAAAUGGUUCGGCAUAGAAUGUGAUGACUCCGGUCGGGUCAUCAGUUUGAGCCUCUACACCGAGGGUGUCUCCGUCGAAAUUGGUGAGUUAUCAACCCUUUUCCAGUUGACAUACUUGUUGAGGCUGGACCUUUCCAUCAAUGCAUUCACGGGUGAGAUUCCUAACCAAUUCCAUCGCCUCCCAAACUUGACAUACGUUGAUUUGUCAUAUUGUGGUCUCACUGGACCAAUUCCGUCCACGUUGGCCAAUCUAACUGAGCUAAUUGAACUCCACUUAUUAAUUAACUUUCUCACCGGUUCAAUUCCUUCAUUUCAUAACUGCAAGAAUCUUGAAUUGAUAGACCUUAGUCGUAAUAAUCUAAAAGGCUCACUUUCUAACUUGCACUUUCAAGGUCUUACAAACCUCAAUCGUUUAGAUUUAAGCUAUAAUUCAUUGAACGGCACCAUUCCUCACCGUCUUUUUGUUCUGCCCUCAAUUAAUACUCUUGAUCUAUCCUACAACCAAUUUAGUGGACAAAUCAAUGAAGUUCCUAUUAUGAACCUCUCCGACCUUUAUCGGCUAGAUUUGAGUGGUAAUAGGAUUGAAGGUCCUAUUCCUAACUUCUUCUUCCACUUUCGAGGCAUAUCAGCUCUCAGUCUUUCUGACAACUUGUUCAAUGGCAUUUUCAAAAUGAAUAACAUUCAAAGUUAUACAACACUUUCAGAACUUACUCUUUCUUACAACAACCUGUCAAUUGACACAACCAACAUGAGUUCAAGUUCCCAUGGAUAUCCCCGUUUAAGGGUGUUACACAUGUCAUCUUGCAAUUUGUAUGAUUUCCCAGAUCUUAGAAAUGCAUCCAGUUUGGAAGAUUUGGACCUCUCAAACAAUCAUUUGCGAGGGGACAUCCCUAGUUGGAUUUGGGAAAUUGAAAAGGACUAUUUGGACCUUUCUUCCAAUCUUCUUACCGGUUUGAAAAAGCUUCCCAUCUCUCCAAAUUUCAGUAAUUCUAUUGUCAUGCUCGCAAACAAUAGACUAACUGGAAUGAUUCCAUCCUCCAUCUGCAAUGCAUAUUUACUUCGUCUUCUCGACUUGUCAUUCAAUAACUUAAGUGGUAGCAUACCUCCUUGCCUAAUCAAAAAAGAUCUUGUGAGUGAAGUGCUCAAUCUUAGGGGAAACAAAAUCAGUGGUGUUAUCCCUGAUCAGUUUUCGCGUGAGUGUGGCCUACAAACCUUUGAUGUUAGUAACAACAACUUAGGCGGGAAGGUUCCUAUGUCUCUGGGAAAUUGCAAGAGCUUACUGGUGUUGAAUGUUGCACACAACAACCUUGAGGGUAGUUUCCCUUGCAUGUUGUCGUUGAGCUUGCGCAUCCUUGUCUUGCGCUCGAACAGAUUCCAAGGAGACUUGAGAUGUAGUGAGAGUUGGCCCAAUCUUCAAAUUCUGGAUAUAUCUUCAAAUGAUUUCAAUGGUCAUGUGAAUUUGCUAAACUUGUCAAGUUUGAGAGGAAUGAUGCUUGAGAGUCCUACACAUGUCAGGCUCAACCACUUCAACUCUAACUUUUUAGGCGCUUACACUUACUACCACAAUGAGGUGAAUUUAACCAUCAAAGGAAUUGAAUUGAAGCUUGUGAAGAUUUGGCCUGACUUUACAUGCAUUGAUUUGUCUUCCAAUCAUUUUGAGGGAGACAUACCAGAUGCAAUUGGUAAUCUCACCUCACUCUAUCUUCUCAACUUAUCCCACAACUCUCUCACUGAUGCAAUCCCGAGAUCACUGGGUGCCUUGACAGAGCUUGGGUCGCUCGACCUCUCUUCAAACAAGCUCAUCGGCAAAAUACCAGAGGAGUUUGCCAAACUCACUUUCCUUUCAGUUUUGAACUUGUCAUACAAUCAUCUCACUGGAGUGAUCCCAACUAGCACUCAGCUUCAAACGUUUACGCCAGAUUCAUAUGUAGGAAACUCGGGGUUAUCUGGAUUCCCACUCAACGGAAGUUUCAACAACCAUCGUCCACCCGGUCCAUCACCAUCAGAGGAUUCAGAAUCAAAAGAUGAGGAGAUUAAGUGGGAAUAUGUGUUUAUUGCACUUGGUUAUGUUGUGGGAAUAGGAAGCGUCGCGUGGACAAUGUUAUGUUGCAGAAGCUUGAGAGAAAGAUACUUUGAGAAGAUAGAAGAGGUUGCUGACAAGAUAUUUUAUGAGAGAGGAAGGAGAAGAAGACAUGAAAGAAGAGUAAGAAGAAGAAGAGAAGAGAAGGAGAGAAGAGAGGAGAGGAGGAAUGGGCUUAGGAGACGUCAGCAGUAA
Salvia hispanica is the source of this 2451-nucleotide messenger RNA. RefSeq lists its product as uncharacterized. Gene Ontology annotation, molecular function: protein binding. NCBI's taxonomy places the organism in Eukaryota, Viridiplantae, Streptophyta, Magnoliopsida, Lamiales, Lamiaceae. The record is from RefSeq and is a predicted model, not a curated record.